UGGAAAGCCUUUUCCUGUAAAGCGCGCGAGAGAGACAGGAGAGAACCAGAACCAGUACGACAACCAGUCCAAGAACAAGAGAGAGGAACAAGGCGAGAGGGAAAAGGCGAGAGGGAAAAGGCGAGAAGGAAAAGGCGAGAAGGUGAAGGCGAGAAGGUAAAGGCGUGAGGAAGAAGGCGAAGGAUUGCAGGAGGGUGAGGAAGGGAGAGAGAUUCCAGGAGAGGGAUUGAGAGAACGAAAGUUGUGUCUUCAGCUCGUGCGACUUUCGCUGAGCGGUUCGUUUUUCUGUGGUGGUGCCCCCCUCUUUGCUCCUCUCAUGCGCUAGAGAAGCGGAGUUCCGUUUUCUUUUUUCUUCAUGUUCGCCUUUCUCCUCGGUUUCCACUUCCUUCAUCGUGAGAAAAAAACGCAUCCAAAAAAGCGCGGAAAGGAAGGAAAAAAAUGCCUUGAAAAGGUUUCAUCUUCCUCGAGGGGGGUUCCUGCCUCGCGGCCGGCGCCGGUGUGUCUUCCCUACUCGCCAUCCAGUGGACGCGCGGUGGAAGACUGGAGAGAAUUCUUUUUUCUCGAAAGAAACAAGUCUUAUCCGACACCGAAGACGCAUCUGUUUCCUGUGUCCAGGGAAAGAUAUUCUUGGACGAAGCACCAAGUCGACGAGUUCUUCUUUUCUCGCGUCUUCCCUCUCCCUGGAGGAGCAACGAGGAGACACACACCCAGUCCGCUCUCUCCUUCUCCGCUCUCUCCUUCUUCCUUUUCCUCCCUUGUUUCUCUUCUUCUUCCUGCCUUUCCGCCGAUCCUUUUCAGCCGUCGUUUUUCUCUCCGCUCUCGUCUCCCAUCUCCCUCGGCCUCCGCCCUCCCCGCUUCCCUCAUGUCUUCUCUGUCUUCUCUGUCUUCUCUGUCUUCUCUGUCUUUUCUCUCUUCUCUCUCCGUCGUUCUUUCUCUCCACGCAUUGAACGGAACUCUGCGUCUCCUCUCGUCUCCUUGCUCUGGGUUGCCAGGUGCGCCUGCGUGAGUCCGGAAGAGCCGCGCGGAGAAGACGUCGUCUGUUCAGGCUCGCUACCGUCUUCAGUCUCUCCCUCUGACGCUCCCAAACGUAUCCCCGUCUCGCCUUCCUGUGCACUCCUCAGGCCAACUCCGCAAGAUGCCACUGUGUCCCGCCGCCUCGCGAGGCUCCUCAGAGGCCUGCGGGACUGCUCCCAAACGCUCUCUUCUUUCUUCUAGUUCCUCGCUGACGCGUUCCUCUCCUGCGUCUCCGGGACCUGGGAGAGAGAACGAAGACGGAGAUGGAGAUGUGCUCUGGAUCGACGGCGACGAAGUCGUCGGCGGAGGAGGAGACAUCGAAGAAAUGGAUUGGAGCGAAGGCAACAGAAAGGAGAAGAGACAAUUCAGAACAAGCGUUACCUCCGAUCCUUUCAUCGACCUCUCUUCUCCCUCUCCAAAAACGUCCAACACCUCACGAAGAAACAGACACCACCCCGAAAUGGCCUCGUCCUCGUCUUCUUCCUCUUCUUCUAACUCUUCUUCCUCUUCUAACUCUUCUUCUUCCUCGUCUUCUUUCUCGUCUUCUUCCUCGUCCUCUAACUCUUCCUCUUCUUCUUCCUCUCCUUUCUCUGCUUCUUCUUCUGCUCCAUCGUCACCCGCGAAGAAGAUGCGAGAGGAAGGUCCGUUUUCAGGCGGCCAUACUGGUGGAGGGAAAGCGCGGCCGAAAAGUUAUGCUGGUCGUCUCGGAGUCGUCCCUGGGCCGUCGUGGCUGGAGCGCGAGUUGCGAGUCUCCGUGUGGAGCGGAGUGGGGACAAAACGCGGAUACUUGUACAACAUGGUGCAGAUGCAAGCUGAGGUAGCGACAAGCGAGGACAAGAAGGAGACUGUGUCAGGUCUCCAUCUCUACUUUGUCUCCGAGACUGGGGCGUCGUGGAGAACGUCUCUCCUUUAUCGGCCGUACUUCUACAUUUCGCUUCGUCGCACGAGAGCUUCCUACUUCGAGCAAUUGAAGGAGGCUCUCAUGGAUCUUCUCGGCGACGCGGAUGUUCGCUUUGAAAAGACUUUCCGGGAAGAUCUCUCCGACCCUCUGCACCUCCGUACGCUCCUCCCCGGCGGCCCAGCGCCUGAUGAGGGGACGAAUUCUUCUCUGCGCGAAUUUGUGCAAAUUUCGUUCGCGAAUGUGAAGCAGCUCGUGGAUGCGAGAGACGAACUGAGAAAAAUCGUUCGCCGGAAUCAAGAAAGGCGCGCCCGACAACGCGAGGAAGAGCGCCUCGCGAGUUUCGCAGAAAAGACGAAAGCUAAGGACGGCGCAUUUGCUUCUUACAGUCACGCUCGCUUCGCCGCCCCCGACGACAUCAAUUUCGCCGAUAUUGCCUUCAGCAACUCCUGCCAAGCAGACGAAGGUCGCGACGGCCGAGACAUGCCGAGAGGAGGCAGACAAGAAGACAGCAAAAGUCGCAGAAAAAAACAACAAGGCGAAGACGUUACCGCACUCAUUGAAGACAUCUUCGAAGCCGAUGUGCUCUACAUCACGCGAUGUUGCAUCGACCUGAAGCUGCGCUGCGGCCUGUGGCACGACGUCCAGCGUUCGAGUUCCGCGUUGGCAUCUCCCGUCGCGCUGACGCCGCUGCCGAACUGCGCGACGGCUCCGCCGCUGCGGGUGCUGGCAUGGGAUAUCGAGUGUAGCAAGCAGCCGCUGAAGUUCCCGGACAGCAACACCGACAACGUCAUACUGAUUUCCUACAUGUUCAACGGGCAAGGGUACUUGAUUGUGAAUCGCCAGUGGCUUUCGGAGGACAUCCACCCUUUCGAGUUCCGCGCGAAGAAAGGAAUGGAGGGCGCAGGGCCUUUCAUCAUCUUCAACGAAAAAGGCGAGAAAGAGCUGCUCUCGCGCUUCGUUCAACAUGUCCUCAAGCUCCGUCCCCACAUCCUCGCAACUUACAACGGAGACACUUUCGAUUUUCCGUUCGUCUACAAAAGAGGCGAGCUGAAUGGCCUGGACUUCAUUUCUUCUUUCGGCAUCACUCCUUUCACAUCCGACAAUUCAUUCCAGGGGAACAGCGCCCUCAUUCAUAUCGACUGCUUCAAGUGGGUGGAGCGGGACUCCUACCUGCCCCAGGGGUCGCGAACUCUCAAGCUCGUCUGCAAAGAAAAACUCAGAUUCAAUCCGGUCGAAGUCGAUCCAGAAGACAUGGUGCCUCUUGCUCUGAACCGACCUCAAGAACUCGCUGUUUACUCGGUUUCGGAUGCUGUCGCGACGUUUUUCCUCUACGAGAAGUACAUCCAUAAUUUCAUUCUCGCGCUCUGCACCAUCAUCCCCAUGACUCCGGAGUAUGUACUGCGCCAAGGCAGUGGCACCUUGUGCGAGCAACUGUUGAUGGCCGAGGCUGCGGGGAGGAAUGUAUUGUUCCCAAACAAGCACCAGCACCGCUAUCUGCAGUACUGGCGAGACGAAAAGUCAAAGAAGAUGCAUCUCGUUCUCGAAGACUCCUACGUCGGAGGCCGAGUUGAGUCUCUCAAAUGCGGCAUAUUCCGCAAUGACUUGGAGGAGACGUUCACGCUGGACAGCGACGCGUACCAGUUCUUGAUCGACACUUUGGACGAGACUCUUCUCUUUUGGCUGGAUCAAGAAAACGGAUCUUCUUCCUCACCCUUGACUCCGGAGGACUUCCCAGACUGGCAGGUGCACAGAGAGGACAUCUUGGAGCGAUUGACGAGUUUGCGAGACUCUCGCGUCUUGCGUUGUCUCCCCGUCAUUUAUCAUCUUGACGUCUCUGCAAUGUACCCCAACAUCAUCCUCACGCAUCGUCUGCAGCCUCCUGCGAUGGUCGAUGAGGAAUACUGCAGUCAGUGUCCAUUUUCCAAAGAAGCGCCUCAGUGCCAGCGGCGAAUGACAUGGCGGAGGAAGCUGGAAGUGUCUCCGGCUGAGAAGGGACAUAUUCUCCCGCUUCAGCAGAAGCUCCAAAUGAAGCUGUUCGACGUCGCGUCGAGCGACCGGAGAGAGAAGCAGCAAAGUCCUAAGGAGGAGGCGCGCGAGGACGAAGACACAGAGAGCGAAGAAGAAUGGGAUGAAGAAGGCGCGAAGAAGAAGCGCGGCAGGGGCGGCUUCGCGCGCUCGGAAGAAACCGAGGCUGCGCGCGCCAGCAGAAAGACCUGGACCGAGUUGACGGAAAAGCAGAAACAUAUGGAACUCAUCAAAGUCGUCAAGGAUUUCUCCCUCAAGGCGUACAAGAAAACGAAAGUCCAAAAGGAAGUCGACCAAGAGGCUAUUGUCUGUCAACGCGAGAAUCCCUUCUACGUGGACACCGUGCGAGCGUUCCGCGACCGGCGAUACAUUUUCAAGAGGCGUCUGAAGGCUGCGGAGCGACUCAGGGAGAAACUGGAGAAAGAAGGAGGAAGCUUUCAAGAAAAAAAAGAUGCCGAUGAUGUCAUUCUCCUGAACGAUUCGCUUCAGCUGGCGCACAAAUGCAUCUUAAACUCCUUUUAUGGAUAUGUGAAGCGCGACGCAGCCCGGUGGUACUCGAUGCAGAUGGGUGCGGUGGUGACGAAGGCCGGGGCAGACAUCAUUCAAGGCGCAAAGAACAUGAUUGACGGCUUGGGCGUGACGAUGGAGCUCGACACAGACGGCAUUUGGUGCAUGCUGCCUCAAAAGUUUCCUCAGAAAUACAUGUUUCUUGACAAGACCGGCAAGGAGUUUCGAUUCGAGUUCCCGACGACGAUUUUGAAUCAGGACGUCCACCGGCGAUACACGAACGACCAGUACCUCGACUUCGACGAAGACAGUCGAACGUUCAAGCGACAAACGCGCAACGAAGUCUACUUCGAACUUGACGGCCCGUGGCGAGCCAUGUUUCUCCCAGCCAGCGAGAAGAGCGACGACCUCCUGAAGAAAAGAUAUGUGAUCUUUGCGCUGGACGGCACCAUUUCCGAGUUGAAAGGAUUCGAGGUGAAGCGCCGCGGCGAGUUGCAGAUCAUCAAGUUGUUUCAAACAGAAGUCUUCCCCAAGCUGAUCGAAGGCAAGACGAAGGAGGAGGCGUACGGCGCGGCCGCCGCCGUCGCCUAUCGCUACCGGGACCUGUUGACCAGUCAGGGCGUCUCUGUGCAGGACGACGAAGACCUGGAGGAGCUGAUUGUGACGAAAAAGGUUCUCGGGAAGCCGGUCGUGUCUCAGGGCCUCGGCAAGAGCAUGAGCAUCACAACGGGGAAGCGUCUCGCAGAGCUUCUCAGGAACGAAACGUAUCUCACAGACGCCCCGGUGAGUACGCAGUACAUCGUCGUCAACCGUCCUGUCGGAGUUGAGAAGACGGCUCGAGCUGUGCCUGUUCAGCUCUUCCACUCCAGUCCAGAAACGAAGGCCUUCUACUAUCACAAGUGGCUUGGCAUUUCCCCGUCCUCCGUCGCUUCCUUCUCUUCGUCGAGCGGCGAGAUCACGGGAGACGCCUCGGGGUCCGCGAGCACGCAUGCACUCGCGUCGAUCGACAUUCGACAGCUCAUCGACUGGAGCUACUACUCCGAGCGCUUGGACGUCCAGUUUCAGAAAAUCCUGUGCAUUCCUGCGAUGCGACAAGGCCUCCCAAAUCCGAUUCCAGAGGUCGCGGUCCCCGAGUGGCUGAAGAAGCAGCAGGCGACGAACAACCCCCUGCAGUCCAAGAUGGAGCAUUUCUUCAAAUGGAAGAAACAUGCAGCUCCCGCGACGACGGAGACUCAGAAGGAAGACAGACAGGAACGAGCGGAGUCCGGAGACUUGUUUGCAGACGGAGAGGCCGCGGUGGACGUGGAGAACAUCCCAGAGGUGAACUGCAUGCAGGGGAGCCGCCUCGAGACGAGGGCGUCACAACUCCCGGAAGAACAAAAAGGCCUCCAGGCUCGGCGAGAAGAACGCGAACGCCAAAUGGAGCAGAAACAAGAAGAAAAACGCAUGUGGAAACACGACAUCGUCGCAUGGGUCGCUGCACAAAAACAAAAAUGGAAACAACAACGCGAGCGCCUUCGCCAGUCUCGAGCGCGCGCCUUGAGCGCCGUCCAGCGUCUUCCGGCAGGCCUGACUCCCGCAAUUCUGACGAGAAAUCCAGGAGCUGCGAAACUGAUGAAACACUGGGGUCUUUCUCUCCACGACGUUGCUCUUCUCCUCACGCAGCCAUGGCACCUGCUGGACUUUUUUGUGGACUCAAGGGACCCAGGUCUCUUUUUUUGCCGGGUGGCGACGGACGCCUCGCGAGGUUUCUACACAGUCCCAGUCCAGGUGUACAGACAGGUGUUUCUGAACACGAAGCGGGAGAUCGGCGAACUUCUGCAAGACAGAAACAUUCUCUCUCCCGACGCAGACAUUUCCUUGAAGCCUCUCCGAGGCGUGUACGCGCUCCCGCGAGGCGUCCGUCAGCACGAGCUCGUGGAAAUGUCCAUGCCUGAGAGUCUCUUUCAAAGAGAAAAAAACAAAUUGCCUUCGCUGUUCUACAGCGAAACGGCAGCAAUCUACGAGACUGAAAUUCCCCUCGACUUCCAGUUCCUCUCGAAGGUUGGGAACACCAUGAUCAUCGGGUCGACGAACCUCGAUGACGCCCUUCGCGGCACAGACGGUUGCUUUCGCUCUUCUUUCCUUUCUCGCUUUUCGGCUUCCUCGCGGUCGUCCUUCUCCUCUUCUGCGCAAUCUUCCUCUGCGUACCUGCCGUCCGUCUCGCCUCUCUUCGUUCACAUCUUCCACCACCGGGUCCCGUCGGCUCCAGAUGCGUCCUCGGACAGGAUCUUCGCGGCGAUCUACGAACCGCGAGAGGCAACGGUUUUCUUCUUCGGAGGCGCCCUGCACGAAGGCAACGUCGCUCGCGUCGACGCCCAGGAGGUCAAAGAGCAGUUCCUCGCCUCCCUCUGGAGAGGCGUUCGCCGGAACCGCGCGCGCGGAGACAGAGGAGACACAGGAGACGGGGGGGCGACUCAGGCGGCGGACGCUGAAGGCGAGAUGGAGCGUCCAGAGGCAGAGGCUCGCACCUUGCUGGACGACGAGUUCUCGCAGAGGCUUUUGCAUGCAGAGAGUCAAGAGGAGGCGGACGAAGAGAUCGAGGGUAUCGAGGCGAUCGACGAGAGAGACCUGGAAGCCUUCUCGGCAGUCUUUCAGAGCGCGAAGCCUCCGGUUCUCCGCCUCUCGUCGUCGUCCCCACAACGCGCCGUUCAAGCUGUGUUGCGCGACGUCGAGACUCACGUUCGAGAGAGACAGAGAAGACGUUCUUCGCCUUCGUCCAAGGCAAUUGUCUAUCUGUGCUCGACUCUUCCUGUCGACGGCCUCGGAAGCUGGGCAUCGCCCGCUCACCGCCUCGCGCCCUCUGGAAGAGGCGCAGACACCGUCCCCGUCGUCGCCUGUCCGAACCUCGACCGCAGAUUGAGCCGAAUCAAACGAAGCCACUUUGCAGAGAACUGUUUGCGGGAGUCUCUGGGGCUCCUAUUCUGGCAGCACCGCGUCUUCGAAGAGUCCCUCUGGGUCUCUCGUCUCUUCUCCUUUCCGCUGGGGACGCUGCUGAGCUUGGCCUCCCCUCGCCGUUCGUCGCCUGCGUCUCCGCUGCUCCUCUCCUCGGCCUCUGCUUCUCCUGGACAGCCUGUCUGUGCGUCGCACAGCCGCCUUCUCUUCGACCUCCACUUUGCGCAACUGCUUCGAGAGCGAAAGGGCGUUCUGUGGGGAGGUCGGCCGGAUUUGUUGCAUGCAGUUCCCCAGGCUUCGCUGGACGCCUCUCCGAGCGCCGGCUCCGGAGACGCGCGAGCGAAAGACUUCGGCGCCGGUCUGAAGGUCGAGAGAGAUGUCGACCUAGGCAGUGCUCACCUCAGUGCUCUGAACCACGCAGACUACGACCUCGCCUCGAGCAUCGCGCCCAUUGUCGAGCCUGGAAUCUAUCGAAACGUCUGCUUUGAACUUCUGCUCAACGACUCGCUCAUCUUCAACAGCGUCCGACUCUGUGAAAAAAUCGAUCCAGAGUUCACCACGGCGUCUGACUGGCUGAACAGAGAGAGCCAUUCCUUGAACGUCGCUCGGAGAGAAACUUUGCUGAAGAAGGAAGAACCCGUGGACGGCCCUGGCGUUGCUGCUUCAGAAUCACGAAGGCAGGGCGGGCGGCAGGCGAAGCAGAGCGAAGAAGAAGAUGAGAAAGACUACGACGCCGACGGUCCCGAUGAGAGUCUCGCAGACUUCCACUCCACCACGCAGUUCCACCCCGCAGCGUUCCGCACGCUAGGGCGCAGCCUGGAAAAGCUGUACAGGGAUCUUUCCUCGUUGCGCGGUCGAGUCACGUACCCUUCGGUCGUUAGACACCUCGUCGCUCUCCCCAACUUCUUCUACUCCUGGGUCUGCAGUCCAGAGUCACUUCUCUUCGACCCUGCGCUCCAUCAAAAGGUCCUGCGAUACUGCACCGUCUACUUUUCGUUGUUUCUGUCCGAGUUGUCGGAGCGUCGCAACUUGUCGGUGGUCUUUGCGAAUCCGCGUCGGCUGCUGGUCGCAACUCCUCACGUCUUGCUCAGCGAGGGCGAGAAGCAUCUGAAGUCGAUUAUUUGCCAUCUGCACAGCAACACUCUGUUCGAUGCGCUACCCGUUACUGUCUCCUCUGCCUUCGUCGCGGUCGUUCAGCUCGACGCCUCCUCCUGGAUUGGAUACAAAGAAAUCUUCGACGGUCGAGAAGAAGCGCAGCCCCGCAGAGGAGGCGCGGGCAACGCUGGGCGGAAGGCGGCCUGGCGCGCAGAGAUCGACGAACUCUUCACACGGCCCUCCUCGCGACGGAGUUCGAACUCGAGCGACGCGCUGGGUGACGGCGACAGUGGCAGCGAGAGGUCCGACCGAGAGGCAGAAGAGCAGGUGAUGGAGAGUGACGACGAAGACGGAGAAUCUGCGGACGAAGCCGCGAGCAUCGUGGCGAGUCCCGCCGCCUUCGUCGAAGACCAUUUGGUUUUUCUGUGCUGCCUUCCGGGACCUUUGAGACGUUUUCUGUCGGCUCUGAUGGACCGCAUUGUGCUGGCGCCCCUGCAGAACUUUUUCAAGGACGUUUUCGAGGCCGAAGACGACAAAAAUCUGAAUCCCGACCCAGUGGACUCAAGUGAAAGCCACUGGCCGCAGGCACUCCUGGCCAUGUCCACGGAGGAGACGAAGCAGGCGAUUCGCCGAAGCGUUUCUGCCCUUUGGUUUGACCCUCAGGAUGUUUCGUUCACUGGCGAAGGCGACGGGGAGGAAGUCGAGGAAAGGGCGGGUUCGAAAUCCGGAGAAGACGAACGCACGAUUCAGCCACGGAAAACCAAGAAACUCCAACUCCUUAGACAGGCGUUGGAGAACGGCCAUGAACUCUCGCUCUUCUCCCAUGUUCUCCUCUGCUUGGAGGACCCCAGGUUUCUCCUUCGUCACUACGGAGACACUCCCGACGCAGCGGACGGAGACCUCGCUUUCAAGCAACUGGACUUUCCCGACCGUCUAGGUAGCCGCCUCCGCCACACAGGAGGCAACUGGCGUCUCGAAGCUGUCAAGAUUCUCGUGCGUCUCCUCGCCGUGGAUCGCGCAAUCGACUUCACGGUCGACAGCUGGGCUGAAGCCUUUGAUGAGAGACGCCAUGAGUUGUUUGCCUUGACUGGCGAGAGUGAAUUCUUGCACAUCUCCUGGCGAAGUCCGCUCAAGUCUCUUUCUCUCCGGGAUGUCGAGUGUGGCGCCUGCCGGACUGUCGACGACGUCGACCUUCUUCUCUGCAUCCGGGAAGAACAAGAAGCUCUUGAAAAUGGCGAACUCGUCGACUUCAAGACCUGCAACUGUCCCAGAUGUGGAGAAGCCUUUCCAGAUGCGCUCAUCGAGGCGCAUCUCUACCGGGCCGUCGGUGAGAAAUACUACGCCUACGCGGCACAAGAUCAUCCCUGCUCAUCGUGCAACGCUGUGAAUGCCCUGUACCGUAGAAGCAAGUGCCGCUGCGGGAAGCCUCUGAGGGCAAGACUGAAGGAAGAGGACUGGGAAGAGUUCAUCGAAAGCGUACAGGAGUUCGCUGUCGAAAUGGGAUACGACAAGCUCCAAUAUCGUCUGGCUGCUCUUCAGCAAGCAUGUCUGCUUCUCGGCGAUGGGACAUCUGCAUAGACUCCCAGCUUUGGUUGAGUUAUCCGUUGUGUGUUUUCUGCCCUCUCCACUUUUCCCGUCCGCAAAUCGGUCUUUCUCUCCCUCCGUCUCGUGCGUUUGUAUUUCGUUACGGCUUUUCCUCGCAGUUCUUUGCAUCUCGCUGUGGGUGUUUUGACCAGGUUUUUCCACGCCGUUUUCCGCCUUUCCACGAGGGUUGUCUUGUCAACCAUUUGGGCUGUGCCUUUGUUUCCCUUUUUUUCACUCUGUGUGUCUGAGUGUGCGUGUCUCUUGCGUGAAGGGUACGAAGACGCACAAGAUGACUGGUGUAUGUUUGUAGACGCUGAUCUCCAGACGUCUGAGCGUAGGUGUAUGUCUGUAGAGAUGUAAACGUGAGAUGUAUACAUUUCUGCAUAUCUGUAGAGUGCCACAAAUGCAGCCGGUGGCAAGGAACGGAGGCCAAGGUCUAUGUUCGGCGCAAGUCGCCUCCGUGUGAAGUCUCAGCUUUUGAGACAAAACGGUUCGACGCCUCCUUCCCCAGCAAAGUGGUGUCGGGCCUCGAGUCCCUC
Toxoplasma gondii ME49 is the source of this 10599-nucleotide messenger RNA. Its product is annotated as DNA polymerase family B protein. NCBI's taxonomy places the organism in Eukaryota, Apicomplexa, Conoidasida, Eucoccidiorida, Sarcocystidae. Gene Ontology annotation, biological process: DNA replication; leading strand elongation; DNA replication proofreading. The transcript has 30 exons. Gene Ontology annotation, molecular function: single-stranded DNA 3'-5' DNA exonuclease activity; zinc ion binding; DNA-directed DNA polymerase activity. The record is from RefSeq and is a predicted model, not a curated record. The coding region runs from base 1136 to 10054 and encodes 2972 amino acids. Gene Ontology annotation, cellular component: epsilon DNA polymerase complex; nucleus.